AAAACGAAAGUGAAAGGAAGUGGUCUGCAAUAACGCUCAUUAUUCCCGUGAACAUUCAGUUGAAGGGCACUGUCUCCAGAGCCAUGUAAAUAAAGCUAUGGGAGGAGCAUCAUUUAGUCAGCCAUGGAGGUCUAUGCCGUUGAACAACGAGAAGAAUCUCAAUUUUAUUAAAUCUUACAAACCUCAAAACAAUGAUGUCGAAAAUCUCAGAAUUCUGCUUCAUGGACCAGUCGGUGCUGGCAAGUCCAGUUUCAUCAACUCUGUUGAAAGUGUUUUACUCGGCAGAGUUACCGGUCGAGUUAUGACGGAUACAAUCUCUGGUUGCAGCUUUACCAAAAAGUACAAAGCUUUUAAAAUCCACAAAGACCCCGAGAGCUUUUACCCUUUCAUUUUCAAUGACACCAUGGGCUUUGAGCGAAGGAAUGGAGUGAAUGUGGAAGACAUCAAACUGGCCCUGAUGGGACAUGUGACAGAAGGUUACAAGUUCAUACCUGGAGUCCGGUUGAAGGAAAGUGAUCAAGAAUACAACUCAUGUCCCUCUCUGGACGACAGGGUUCACGCUCUGGUUUGUGUCAUACCUGCCGACUCGGUAUCUUUAAUAAGUGAUGAAGUUGUGAGGAAGAUGAGAGACGUCAGACUAGCAGCCAGUGACAUGGGGAUUCUACAACUGGCUAUUCUCACCAAAGUUGAUGAAUCCUGUCCUGAGGUGAAGAACAACAUAAACAAUGUCUACAAGAGCAUGUACCUAAAGGCACAGGUCGACAAAUUCAGCUUGAUGCUGGGAAUUCCACAAAACUGCAUAUUUCUUGUGAAGAACUACGAAUCAGAACUCCAAACAAAUGAAGACAUUAAUGGGCUGAUACUGAUCGCAUUGAGACAGAUGAUUGUCUAUGGAGAAGACUUCAUCAACAACCUGUAGACCCACAUACUGCUGAGCUGAGACAGACCUUAGGAUCAAAGCAUGAAAACAACACUACAUUAUUGUUUGAAAUGUGUCCUAUUUGACCUCUUUUGUAUAAGUAUAUGUAGUAUAUGUAUAAGUAAUCUGUUCAAAACCUGAUGCUUGUUUGUAGUGUGCAAGAUUAUAUGAAAUACAUUUUUGAAUAAAUUAUAUGAAUAAAUACACAA
Molecule: messenger RNA, 1128 nt
Organism: Cottoperca gobio
Lineage: Eukaryota; Metazoa; Chordata; Actinopteri; Perciformes; Bovichtidae
Product: interferon-induced protein 44-like
Exons: 8
Coding region: 98-919 (273 amino acids)
Biological process (GO): immune response
Source: RefSeq, a predicted model, not a curated record